CUGUAAUGAUAACACAUAGUUACUCCCCUUUGAUAAUUGAUCGUCAUUGACCGUUCAUAAAGAAAUAAUCGUUUUACAAUUAUUUCAAUAGAAUAUCAGGAAGGAAAUUCAAACGGACAAGAAAUGCAGUAUAGACUCACUUUGUAAGAAAUUUAUUAUCUCAUAGAAGUGAUGUUGAAAGAAAUAAGAUGCUCAGUCGAUGUAAAAUGACAAAUAGAUGUGCUGUUUGUGAUGAAACAUUUUCUCAUUGAAGUUCUCUGAACAAACAUAUAAAUAAAGAUACAUACCAUCAAGAAGAAUCAUUGAUGUAAAAUGAGUAAUGAAGCAUUUUCUCAACAAAGUUUUUUGAUCACACAUAUAACAAUACACACUGGCGACAAGAUACACAGAUGUUAUGUGUGUGAUAAAACAUAUUCGUAUCGAAGUUCUUUGAAUGCCCAUAUGAGAAUUCACACUGGUGAGAAGAACCAGCAAUGUGAAGUAUGUGAUAAAAUAUUUUCUACACGACAUGAUCUUAUCAGGCAUAUGACAAUUCACUCUGGCGAGAAGAAUCAUAUAUGUGAAGUGUGUAAUAAAGCGUUUUCUACACGAAGUAAUCUUAUCAGUCAUAUGAGAAUACACACUGGCGCGAAGAAACAUAAAUGUGAAUUGUGUGAUAAAGCAUUUUCUACACGAAGUAAUCUUAUUAGGCAUAUGAGAAUACAUACUGGCGAGAAGAAAUAUAAAUGUGAAGUGUGUGAUAAAGCAUUUUCUACACGAAGUGAUCUUAUCAGUCAUAUGAGAAUACACACUGGCGCGAAGAAACAUAAAUGUGAAUUGUGUGAUAAAGCAUUUUCUACACGAAGUAAUCUUAUCAGGCAUAUGAGAAUACAUACUGGCGAAGAGAUAUAUAAAUGUGAAGUGUGUGAUAAAGCAUUUUCUACACGAAGUAAUCUUAUCAGGCAUAUGAGAAUACAUACUGGCGAAGAGAUAUAUAAAUGUGAAGUGUGUGAUAAAGCAUUUUCUACAGGAAGUUAUCUUAUCAGGCAUAUGAGAAUACAUACUGGCGAGAAGAAAUAUAAAUGUGAAGUGUGUGAUGAAACAUUUUCUGAUCAAAGUAAUCUUAUCAGUCAUAUGAGAACACACACCCACGAGAAGAAACAUAAAUGUGAAGUGUGUGAUAAAGCAUUUUCUACACAAAGUGAUCUGAUCAGGCAUAUGAGAAUCCAUACUGGCGAGAAGAAUUAUAAAUGUGAAGUGUGUGAUAAAUCAUUCUCUGAUCGAAGUAAUCUUAUCAGGCAUAUGAGAAUCCAUACUGGCGAGAAGAAACAUAAAUGUGAAGUGUGUGAUAAAGCAUUUUCUACACAAAGUAAUCUUAUCAGACAUAUGACAAUACAUACUGGUGAGAAGAAACAUAAAUGUGAAGUGUGUGAUAAAGCAUUUUCUACACAAAGUAAUCUUAUCAGGCAUAUGACAAUACAUACUGGUGAGAAGAAUCAUUGAUGCAAAUUGUGUGAUAAAACGUUUUCUAGAAAAAUACAUACCAGCGAAAAGAAUCAUUGUUAUAUAUGUGUGAUAAAGCAUUUCUCAACAAGUUAUUUGAUCAUGCAUAUGACAAUGCACACUGGCCACAAGAAACAUAGAUGUGACAUGUGUGAUAAAACAUAUUCGCACCGUAGCUGUUUGAAUGCACACAUAAGGAUACACAUCGGUGAGAAGACUCAUCAAUGUGAAGUAUGUGAUAAAACAUUUUCUAAAGGAAGUGAACUUAUCAGACAUAUGACAAUACACACUGGCAAGAAGAAUCAUAAAUGUGUAGUGUGUUAUAAAUCGUUUUUCGAAGGAAAGGAUCUUACUAAGCAUAUGACAAUACACACUGGUGAGAAGAAACAUAAAUGUGAAGUUUGUGAUGAAGCAUUUUCUGUAAGAGGUAAUCUUACCACGCAUAUGACAAUACACACUGGUGAGAAGAAUCAUAGAUGUGAAGUAUGUGAUAAAACAUUUUCUUACCGAAAAUCACUGAUGACACACAUGACAGUUCACACUGGCGAGAAGAAACAUCAAUGUGACAUGUGUGAUGUAAAAGGUAAUCUUACUGCGCAUAUGAAAAUACACACUGGUGAGAAGAAUCAUAAAUGUGAAGUGUGUUUUAAGGCAUUUUCUAAACGAUGUACUCUUAUCAGACAUAUGACAAUACACACUGGCAAGAAGAAUCAUAGAUGUGACAUAUGUGAUAAAGCAUUUUCUCAACGAAAUACUUUGAUCAGGCAUAUGAAAAUACACCAUGGCGAAAAAAAUCACAGAUGUGAAAUGUGUGAUGAAGCAUUUUCUCUACGAAGUUAUUUGAACAAGCAUAUGAAAAUACACACUGGCAAGAAGAAUCAUAAAUGUAAACUGUGUGAUAAAGCAUUUUCUCAACGAAGUAAUUUGAUCAAUCAUAUGACAAUACAUACUGGCGAGAAGAAUCAUAUAUGUGAAAUAUGUGAUAAAACAUUUUCUUACCGAAAAUCACUGAUGACACACAUGACAGUUCACACUGGCGAGAAGAAACAUCAAUGUGAAGUGUGUGAUAAAGCAUUUUCUGUAAAAUUUAAUCUUACUGCGCAUAUGAAAAUACACACUGGUGAGAAGAAUCAUAAAUGUGAAGUGUGUUUGAAGGCAUUUUCUAAGCGAUGUACUCUUAUCAGACAUAUGACAAUACACACUGGCGAGAAGAAUCAUAAAUGUGAAGUAUGUGAUAAAACAUUUUCUUUACGAAACUCACUGAUGACACACAUGACAAUUCACACUGGCGAGAAGAAACAUCAAUGUGAAGUGUGCGGUAAAGUGUUUUCUGCACAAAGUACUCUUAUCAAACAUAUUACAAUACACACUGGCGAGAAGAAAUGUAAAGUGUGUGAUGAAUCGUUUUUUGAAGGAAAGGAUCUUACCAGGCAUAUGACAAUACACACUGGUGAAAAGAAACAUAAAUGUGAAGUGUGUGAUAAAGCAUUUUCUGCAAGAGGUAAUCUUAAGGUGCAUAUGAAAAUACACACUGGUGAGAAAAAUCAUAAAUGUGAAGUGUGUUAUAAAGCAUUUUCUAAACGAUGUACUCUUAUCAGACAUAUGACAAUACACACUGGUGAGAAGAAUCAUAGAUGUGAAGUAUGUGAUAAAACAUUUUCUAUACGAAACUCACUGAUGACACACAUGACAAUACACACUGACCAGAAGAAACAUCAAUGUGAAAUGUGCGGUAAAGUGUUUUCUGCACGAAGUACUCUUAUCACACAUAUUACAAUACACACCGGUGAGAAGAAACAUAAAUGUAAAGUCUGUGAUAAAGCAUUUUCCCAAAGUAGUAAUUUGAUCAAGCAUAUGAAAAUACACACUUGAUAUUAAAAACCACACUUGUGAGCAGAAUCAUAAAUGUGAAGUGUGAAAUAUUUAGCAAUUUUGUCAACCAAGUUCACUGAAGGCACAUGUGUUCAUACACACUGGUGAAAAGAAAUAAAUAAUGAAGUCUGUGUUGAUUUAUUAUCCCCGGCCGAUGGAAUAGGGAGUGGGAUAUAGUUUUGGCGUUGUCCGUCCGUCUUUCCGUCCGUCUUUCUGUCCGUCCGUCCAUCCGUCCGUCCGAAUUUCGUUUCCGGAGUAGUUCUCUGCAACUAAUGGCUGGAAUCAACGAAACUUUAUGGGAAUGUUGAUCAGCAUGUGAAGUUGUGCACCUGGGUAUUUUCGUCUGGAUAUUUUUUAGUAUUUUUAGAGUUACUGCCCUUGACUCAGUAAAAUUUUGUCCGAAUUUCGUUUCCGGAGUAGUUCUCUGCAACUAAUGGUUGGAAUUCAACGAAACUUUAUGGGAAUGUUGAUAAGCAUGUGAAGUUGUGCACCUGGGUAUUUUCGUCUGGAUAUUUUUAGUAUUUUAAGAGUUAUUGCCCUUGACUUAGUAAAAUUUUGUAAUUUUCAACUUGUGUCGCAUGUAACUCAAAAAGUGUUUGACCUAGAGUCAUGAAACUUUACAGGAAUGUUGAUCAGUAUGUGUAGUUGUGCACCUGGGUAUUUUCGUCUGGAUAUUUUUAGCAUUUUUAGAGUUAUUGCCCUUGACUUAGUAAAAUUUUGUAAUUUUCAACUUGUGUCGCAUGUAACUCGAAAAGUAUUUGACCUAGAGUCAUGAUACUUUACAGGAAUGUUGAUCAGCAUGUGUAGUUGUGCACCUGGGUAUUUUCGUCUGGAUUUAUUUUGUAUUUUUAGAGUUAUUGCCCUUGACUUAGAAAAUGUUUGCAAUUUUCAACAUGUGUCGCAUGUAACUCAAAAAGGAUUUGACAUAGGGUCAUUAAACCUUAUUGGAAAGUUGCUCAGCAUAUUUAGUUUGUUCCUGGGGUUCGCUUGUGGAUUUAUCCAGUAUUUGUAGAGUUAUUUCCCUUGACUUAGUAAAAACUGUUUCAUUAUGUUGUUAUUUGAUCCUUGAGUGCUUGAGUUAGAAUCGACCAACUUUAGAGGAAUAAUGAUCAACAUCACUAAAUUACAGGAAUAAUGAUUCACCUCACUGUGAUGCUAUGAACCUGGGACUUUGCAUGUGGAUUUUUUUCAGUUUUGUUAGAGUUAUUGCCCUUGAAUUACAGUAGUAUAAAUUUGCAAUUUUCAACUUGGGGUUUGCUUGGGGAUUUAUUCAGUAUUUGUAAAGUUCUUGCCCUUUACUUAGUAAAAAGAUUUUUAGUUUUCAAAAAAUAUUUGACCUAGAGUCAUAAGAUUGACAGAACAGUGGCGCGGUGGGGGCACCCGUGUCCUAUGGACAGAUUUCUAGUUUUUAUUAAAGAAGAAUUAAAAUGAUUUGUUACAAUAACAAUUUAAAAAUAUUUGAAAAUUGUGAGAUCCCUUCUUGAUGCCUUGAAAAUGGCAAUGAAGUCUGGAGAUUAAGAUGUUUUUUACAUCUAUGUGAGCUAUUGUGAUCCCCCACCGUCCGUCGUCGUGCGUCGUCAGCAAUUUCUUUAAACAACAUCUCCUCAGAAACAAAUGACUGCACAGCAACCAAACUUUACAGGAAUGAUCCUAGGGUGGUCCCCUGCCAAAGUUGAUCAAAUGGUUCCGGUCUGUUGCAUAAGUAGGUCACCGGGCCAGAAAAGGAGUUUAAAAAAUGCAAAAUUAAAAAAUCUUGUCUGAAAGUACAAGGCCUAGAGCUUUGAUAUUUGGUAUAUGAUAUAACCUAUAGGUCCUCUACCAAAAUUGUUCAAAUUUUAGCGCUUGGGUCAAAAUUGGCCCCACUCCAGGGGGUCAUAGAUUUUCCUUAUAUGUAUAUAGUGAAAACUUAAAAAUUCUUCUUGGCUUCAAGUUCAAAGAAUAUUACAGUUUAUGCCAUGAUUAAUAUAUAAAUAAAGCCUUAUGUCUUCAGUUGUUGUGUAAAUAAUAACCAGUACUCGGCGGGGGAUAUAAAUUCAACGAAUUUGCUUGUUUCCUCAUAAUGUCUUAUAUAUUGCAAAACAUGUUGGCGAGAAGAAACACAAAUGUUGAAUAAUUAUAAAGCAUUUUCUACAUGACAUAUGUACAUGUAGUGUAAUCACACAUCAUAAUGGCAAAAUAUGCUUGUAAGAGAAAUCACAAGUAAAAUGGUUUCCUGCGGGGAACAUUUUUAAUGAUAUAAAGAUAUUUAACUAUUUUCAACAUUGUUGAGGUGGGGGGGGGGGAGAAUAAAUAAAUAAACGUUUGUAUCAGGAAUAUAGUUGACAAUAAUCGAUCAAUACAGAAGAAGGUCUUCGGAAACUGGUGACCGAAUGCCGAACAUAAAAUGGAGUAUCUGCCAAAAUAUUACAAUAUUUCAGUAAUUUAUCAAGUGAAAUGUUGAAAAUUAGCUGUACAAAAACAUACUUGCCAAAUAUAUAUAUAUCGAUCUAGCUAAUUGCACAUGUGGAAAUGUACAAUUAAAAAAUGAAUUGUAGUAACGUUAAUAUUAUUAUAUGCUAUUUCAUGUAUAUAAAUUAUGUAAAGAACCUUUUUA
Ruditapes philippinarum (Manila clam) is the source of this 5947-nucleotide messenger RNA. RefSeq names its product zinc finger protein 208-like. NCBI's taxonomy places the organism in Eukaryota, Metazoa, Mollusca, Bivalvia, Venerida, Veneridae. The record is from RefSeq and is a predicted model, not a curated record. Gene Ontology annotation, biological process: regulation of transcription by RNA polymerase II. Gene Ontology annotation, molecular function: RNA polymerase II cis-regulatory region sequence-specific DNA binding; DNA-binding transcription factor activity. The transcript has 3 exons.